Plasmodium knowlesi strain H is the source of this 1107-nucleotide messenger RNA. RefSeq lists its product as uncharacterized. Lineage: Eukaryota; Apicomplexa; Aconoidasida; Haemosporida; Plasmodiidae. The transcript has a single exon. Bases 1 to 1107 code for a protein of 368 amino acids. The record is from RefSeq and is a predicted model, not a curated record.
AUGAUAGCCUUCGAUGAGAUCUUUGAGUUCCUACGGGAGGCUGAAAUAACAUGUGACAAUUUUAACGAACAGAAUGAAGAACAUGAAUCAAUUAUCCUCUUCCUAAAUGAGUUGAAAUCAUACAUCACCGACCUUUCCCUCUCCUUAAAGGAUAGGAUAAAUGCCCCCGACGACAUAACCGAACAGGAUAUUUUGAAAAAAAUUAUUAAUAAGAAGGAGAGCCUUGAGUGGAUCCUUCGAAGGAACAGAGACAAUUUUCUUGGAGGUGUCCACUCCGAGGGAAUCUCUUCCCCGCUCAUCUUCGGGAAAGGAACCAAUCAUGAUGACCUUAGCAGUUCCACCAAUCGUGCCAACCCCGAUGAUCGUGGUAAGGAUGGUAACUAUGAUAUCCGCGGUAACAGCGAUGUGGAUAACCCUACAGGGGAAACUCUCCCCCCUAGGGCCUCGGCACAAAUGAACAACGAAUGCGCAACUACUUCCGAGAAGGUUCCCCCUACUCAACAUGCCAUGGGAAAAAAUGUGGGAGGAAUUUCGGAUACAUGCUCAAAAGCCAACGUUGUUCAGAAGGAUCAUCAAACCCCAUCGCACAGUCUCUCGUGUGCAAAGCGGGGAUAUAAUAAAGUGGAAGAAUCGCUCUCAAAGGAAGACCAGGACGCACCAGUCCAAUCGGAGCGGAAGGAAAGUUACGAUGGAGCGGAAAGCCUAAAUGAUGAAGUACUAAAAGAAUGGAGCGAGCAAAUUGAUGAAUAUGAUAACCUACUCUAUGAAUACUCCUUUGCAUUUAAAAAAAAUGACUGGCAUAAAAAAAUGAAAUCGAGAAAAAAUAUGAACAAGUCAGGUGAAAAUAUCGAUGAAGAGUUGUGCCUACUGGCACAGGAAAUGAAAGAAAACGUUUUAACGUAUAGGGAUAUAAUUGUGGAGGACAACAUGAUGCUUGAGCAGUCGGCAAACAAACAACGAUCAAACCUAGACAAUAUAACUGAUGUGUAUAAGAAGACGAAGAAAAUGGGAGAGAGUAAAAAUAUUUCCUUCUUCGUGUCCUUGCUCAUAAUUGCCGCUUCGGCCCUUUUGUGCGUGCUCACCUUUUUUGUCAUCCUGAUUUUGUAG